Molecule: messenger RNA, 1098 nt
Organism: Lachancea mirantina
Lineage: Eukaryota; Fungi; Ascomycota; Saccharomycetes; Saccharomycetales; Saccharomycetaceae
Source: the annotation of a GenBank genome assembly
AUGACUUCUGCACCAAUGUUCAGACCAGAAGCCGACGGAGACCAAGCCGAAGAUGUCAGAAUUCUGGGCUAUGAUCCACUAGUUUCUCCUGCGCUUUUGCAGUCGCAGAUUCCAGCUACCGAGGUGUGUCUCAACACUGUCAAGAGAGGUAGAAGAGAGGCCUGCAAUAUCAUUGACGGUACCGACGACAGAGUAUUGGUUGUGGUCGGCCCUUGUUCUAUCCACGACCUGGACCAGGCACAAGAGUACGCUACUCGUCUUAAGAAACUGUCAGACGAACUUUCGUCUGACUUGUGCAUCAUCAUGAGAGCUUACUUGGAAAAGCCCAGAACCACCGUCGGAUGGAAGGGUCUUAUCAACGACCCUGACGUCGAUAACACCUUCAACAUCAACAAAGGCAUCCAGGCCGCAAGACAGCUGUUCGUCAACUUGACCAGCGCUGGUGUGCCCAUCGGCUCUGAAAUGCUCGACACCAUCUCUCCGCAGUACCUGGCGGAUCUUCUGUCGUUCGGCGCGAUUGGUGCCAGAACCACGGAAUCCCAACUGCACCGUGAACUUGCAUCCGGUUUGUCCUUCCCAAUCGGCUUCAAGAACGGUACGGACGGUACUCUGGGCGUCGCUGUCGACGCCGUUUCCGCCGCGGCCCACUCUCAUCGGUUCAUGGGCGUUACCAAGCACGGUGUCGCUGCCAUCACCACCACCAAGGGUAACGAACACUGUUUCGUGAUUUUAAGAGGUGGUAAGAAGGGUACCAAUUACGACGCCAAGUCUGUCGCCGAAGCCAAGGCCCAACUUCCUGGUAAGUGCGGUCUCAUGGUCGACUGCUCCCACGGUAACUCUAACAAGGACUACAGAAACCAACCGAAGGUGAACGAUGCCGUUUGCGAGCAAAUCGCUGCUGGCGAGGACAAAAUUAUUGGUGUCAUGAUUGAGUCCCAUAUUAAUGAGGGUAAACAGAACAUCCCACCUGAGGGUAAGGCCGGUUUGAAAUACGGUGUCUCCAUCACUGACGGCUGUAUAGGAUGGGAAACUACCGAACAGGUGCUGCGCAAAUUGGCUGGUGCUGUCAAACAGAGAAGAGCUAUCAGAAAGCACUAA